UGCCAGGGGGCGGAGGCUUCUUCGGGCAGCUGUUGACGGCUUUCCUGGCGGCUCUGCUCGGUUGUCUCGGCUGGGCCUUCGAGGCCCCAAGCGGGCGAGGCGAUGCAGCCGCCGGGCUCCCAGCAGCCGCCGCCGCCGCCGCCGCCUCCUCCGCCGCUCUAUGCUCCUAAUAACGGGGACUUUACCUUCGUCUCCUCGGCCGACGCGGAAGAUCUUAGUGGUUCAAUAGCCUCUCAUGAUGUGAAGCUCAAUCUUGGAGGAGGUAAUGGAGAAUUUAUUAAAGAAUCUACUGCAACUACAUUCCUCAGACAAAGAGGAUAUGGCUGGCUUUUGGAAGUAGAAGAUGAUGACCCUGAAGAUAAUAAGCCACUCUUGGAGGAGCUAGACAUUGAUCUGAAGGAUAUAUACUACAAAAUUCGGUGUGUCUUGAUGCCAAUGCCUUCGCUUGGAUUUAACAGACAAGUAGUAAGAGAUAAUCCUGACUUCUGGGGUCCACUGGCGGUUGUCCUAUUCUUCUCAAUGAUCUCAUUAUAUGGACAAUUCAAGGUUGUAUCCUGGAUUAUAACUAUUUGGAUAUUUGGAUCCUUGACAAUCUUCCUGUUGGCCAGAGUUCUUGGAGGAGAGGUAGCAUAUGGCCAGGUUCUUGGAGUGAUUGGAUAUUCCUUACUUCCUCUUAUUGUAAUAGCACCUGUUCUCUUGGUGGUUGGAUCAUUUGAAGUUGUUUCUACUUUAAUAAAACUUUUUGGAGUCUUUUGGGCUGCAUACAGUGCUGCUUCGUUAUUAGUUGGAGAAGAAUUUAAGACCAAGAAGCCCCUCCUGAUCUAUCCUAUCUUCUUAUUGUACAUUUAUUUUUUGUCCUUAUAUACUGGGGUGUGACCUGCAGUAUUGGACUGUGACAGAAACAAUGUUUUGCUUACCGUGAAGACUGAUGAAAUGUCAGGUUACACAGCCCAAAUGAAAGGAGAAGUGACUGCAUCAUCCUUGGUUGUCAAGGUUUCAAGAAGUGGUAAUCUCAAAUAUAUCUCUGUACAUUAUUUAAACAAGUUUAGUUAUGUUAGAGAUUUAUAACAGUUUUAGGUUUUAAGACUUGUUAGAGUUUAUUGAACAAGAUAGUAACAACGCGUGUUUAUAAGAUGAAGUAGCAGAAUUACAGCUUGUUACCUGUGCCAAAAGCACCAGGGCCAGAUGAUAGGUAUUUUAAACAAAGAAAAAUUCUGAUUAUUGAUAAAAAGUUUGACAGUUCAAUUUUUGCUUUCUGCACAGCAGAUUCUGUAGACAGAAUCAGUCUGUAGACAGAAUUACACUUUAGUCUGAAUAAUCGAGACAUGACUCUUAACAUAGUACGUCAUAUACUUUUGAUUUGGCUAUUGCGAUACAAUUUGACUUUAAGAAUACAUUUUUACAUUCAUCAUCUAUACGUACCUUUAGGAUCUUGUUAAAAGGUUUUAUAGAUUGCAUAACAACUUGAAGAUUCCAGUGUUGGAAUUCAUCCUUGCAUUUAAUCAGUAGUGUAUGUGUGCAGUAGGACUACAAUUUGUACAGUGUUGAUUUUUAAAAUCUCAGCAAGGUUUUCUCUUUUAAACUGCAUCUUUGUACUGGUAAUGAGGUGGGGAGAGAAGCUAAAUGAUUUUUUUGAUUCCGAACAGUGUCUUAAAGUGGAAUAAACAGUGCUUCUCUCAA
Molecule: messenger RNA, 1680 nt
Organism: Eublepharis macularius
Lineage: Eukaryota; Metazoa; Chordata; Lepidosauria; Squamata; Eublepharidae
Gene: YIPF4
Product: Yip1 domain family member 4
Exons: 6
Coding region: 103-876 (257 amino acids)
Biological process (GO): vesicle fusion with Golgi apparatus; endoplasmic reticulum to Golgi vesicle-mediated transport
Cellular component (GO): membrane; trans-Golgi network
Source: RefSeq, a predicted model, not a curated record